Pediculus humanus corporis (human body louse) is the source of this 1881-nucleotide messenger RNA. RefSeq lists its product as uncharacterized. Bases 1 to 1881 code for a protein of 626 amino acids. NCBI's taxonomy places the organism in Eukaryota, Metazoa, Arthropoda, Insecta, Psocodea, Pediculidae. The transcript is spliced from 2 exons. The record is from RefSeq and is a predicted model, not a curated record.
AUGAAAGGUGAUACAUCUAGUACUACCAACAUCAUUGUUACAAAAUAUGCAGAUUCUAAUGGUGAUAUUAUAAAUGUCGAACCAUCAUUAAAUCAUUUAGAUAGUAAAGAAAAAGUUAUCGAAGUCCAACUGUUAUCUACAAAUUUACAUCACAAAACUAAUUUAUCAGCUUUGCUUAAUGGAACUCUUGAAAAAAAAAAUAUCAAACACAAGGUUGUCGAAGAUGAUGAUAUAAAUAAAUUUUCUCAAAAUAAUAUUAAAAAUAUUAGUAGGAAUAGUGAUGAAAAUAAUUAUAAACAAGAUUUAAACAAAAAUAAUAAUUUAACUUGCAAACCUGAAUUAAAUUUAGAAGAAACUGUAUUGUGUGGAGAAUGUAAUAAACAAUUUGCUUCAAGAACAUUAUUGAAAAAACAUUUGUCAAAUUGCAAGGUUCAUUCAUUAGGAGCUGCUUUAUGUUCAAAGUGCGGUAAACAUUUUUCAUCGAAUUAUAAUUUAAAAAGGCACAUGACUUCUUGUAAACUUUGUCCCGACAAUGAGAAAAGUCCCAGGUACAUGUGUCAAUGUGGAAGAACUUAUUCUCAGGAAUGGGACAUGAAAAAGCAUAAAUUAAAAUGUAAAGAUGCUCAACUUAUUGCGCAUAUGAAAAAAGAUCACAACAUGAUUAUUCAAGAUCCGAAAAUAUUAAAUUUUAAUUCAUUCGAUGAGUUUUUAAUAUGGAAAGAAAAAGAAGAAGAAGAAACAUUUACAUAUUAUUCAAAACAAACCGGUUCAAACGUGAGUGGAGUUUCUGUUAAUACUUAUUAUGUUUGUCAACAUGAUGGAAGUGACAGGACUCAUACAUCGACACCUAGGAAAACGGAAAGAAGAAACAAAAAGGGGAGAAUUAAAACUGGAAGGUUAUGUUGGUCUCAAAUGAAUGUCAAACAAUUUAAAGAUGGAACUGUUAAGGUUACUUAUUUCCCUUCUCAUACUCAUCCUGUUAGUAUUGCUGACACAGAACAUCAUCCACUACCAUCUUCGAUUACGAUGGAAAUCAAAAGAAGAUUUUCAGAGAUUUCAAAAUUAGGUGAGACUGAAGAGUUUUUGCAAGAUGAAAAUCAUGAUUUGAGAAAGGGUAGAAGAAGAAAAUAUGGCAUGUCAAUUAGGACAUUAAGAGCUCUUGCGAGGAAAAAUAGAAGUUUAUUUAGGAUAACGGCAGAAGCAGUGCAGAAACCGGAUGGGAUAAAAAAUUCAUUUGAUUCGAGGCAAAAUUUUCAAUUUCCUUGUUCCAAAGAAAUCACUUCUGCGAAUAAUAAUAAUAAUUUACAAGUAAUUAGUCCGGAAAAUGAAGAAAAUAUCGACGAUCCUGAUGCCAUUCAAAUAUUUAAUGUUCCUAGUGAAAAUGAAACGAGAAAUGUUAACGAUGAACUUUUACAAGACUGUAUUAAUUAUUUAAAUGAUGUUAAGGCACAUCUUUUGUCGGGAAAAUUGCAACAUUCUGUCGUGACUCAAAUUAAAGAAUCUCUAAAAAACCUUUGUGAUAUUUGGAAAAAUGAUACGACCGGAGAUUCGCAAUUGGAAACUGUUAAAAAUGAAAACCUUCCAGAUUGUCAGGAAGUCAUGAUGUACAGACCUCAGUCACCGUUACCAGUCACCGAAAUUUUUCCCCUGCAAGAUGAAGUCAAUACAAGUGUCGAAGUUAAUGAUUUUAAACAUUUGGAUACGUCCGAAAAGGCGGUUUAUCAAAUAAUUGCUGUUGAUAAUGAAGAAAAACAAUCUAACGAUUAUGAAUAUCAUAACACUGUAGAAAUGAUGGGACCCAGAGAAUUUAUUAUAAUAGCCGCCGACAAUACUCAAUUAUUUCAAAGCGUCGAUCCUAACAUUCAAUUUAAUUUAAAUUAA